Messenger RNA from Linnemannia hyalina, 3654 nucleotides. The record is from the annotation of a GenBank genome assembly. Lineage: Eukaryota; Fungi; Mortierellomycota; Mortierellomycetes; Mortierellales; Mortierellaceae.
AUGUCUGACGCACCCCAGAAGGCGCAUCGCGCCAAAACCGCGGGAGCAAAGGCAAACAAGCACAAGAAGAAUGCCGAAAAGAACAACCCCAAGGCUUUUGGUUUCCUUUCAGGACGCAAGGCGGAGAAGGCGGCUCGCCGUAACUUGGACAGGGACCAGACCAGACUUCAUGUGCCUCUUGUCGACCGCACACCCAUGGAGGCCCCUCCUGUCGUUGUUGCUGUUGUCGGACCACCCGGGACUGGAAAGACAACGUUGAUCAAGUCUCUCGUCAAACGAUUCACAAAGCACUCGCUCUCAGAGCUCAAGGGACCUAUCACCGUUAUUAGUGGCAAGAAGCGCCGCCUCACUUUCAUCGAAUGCAACAACGACCUCAACAGCAUGAUCGACGUCGCCAAGGUCGCCGAUUUGAUCCUCCUCAUGAUCGACGCUUCCUUCGGUCUCGAGAUGGAGACGUUCGAGUUCCUCAACAUUCUGCAGACACACGGAUUCCCCAAGAUCAUGGGAGUCUUGACACAUUUGGACCGGUUCAAGAACAACAAGACGCUCAAGACUACCAAGAAGAAGCUGAAGCACCGUUUCUGGACCGAGAUUUACCAGGGCGCCAAACUGUUCUACCUCUCUGGAGUCAUCAAUGGCCGCUAUCCCAAUCAGGAGAUCAUGAACCUUUCUCGCUUCAUUUCCGUCAUGAAGUUCCGACCUCUUAUCUGGAGAAAUACUCACCCCUACAUGAUCGCCGAUCGUGUCGAAGACUUGACCGACCCCGAAUUGGUGCGCCAGAACCCAACCUGCGACCGUACUGUCACCCUCUACGGAUAUCUUCGCGGAACCAACAUGAAGUCCGGUAUGAGAGUUCAUAUUCCCGGUGUGGGUGACCAUUACAUGGACGAUGUCAGCAUCUUGCCCGACCCCUGCCCAUUGCCCGACAAAGUCAGGAAGCGUUUGGAUGAAAAGCAAAAGCUGAUUUACGCACCCAUGUCCGACGUCGGAGGUAUCAUGUACGACAAGGAUGCCGUCUACAUUAACGUGCCAGGAUCCUUCACCAAGAAGAGCCAGAUCAUCAAGGGAGGUCUCAAGGGUGCCGACGGUGGAUCGGGUGACGAGGAAGCAGAGGAGGAGGACGAGGAGGAGAGCGAAGAGGAAGAUUACGAGAAGGGUCAGGGCGAGAGGAUGGUCAUGAACCUACAGGACGCUCCCGACACCUUGGCCAGCCAGCUCGAGGACAGUGAGCUCCGUAUCUUUGCUGACUCUACUCCUAUGCGCGCCGGUGACGUUGAGGAGGACGAGGAGGAUGAGGAGGACGAGGAUAUGGAGGACGAUAGCGAAGAAGAGUCUUCUGGCAAGAAAGGUCCUCGCGAGCGAAAGGAGAUGGACGGCAACGGACGCAUUCGCCGUCGCGCAAUUUUCGGAGAUGAGGAUGACGAUGUCGAGAUGGAGAGCGGCGAUGAAGAUGACGAGGAUGAGGAUGAGGAUGAAGAAGAUGAGGAGGAGGAGGAGGAUGAGGAGGAAGAUGAUUUGGGAUACGGAUCAGCUCACUCCCGCAGGAAAUACAAGUCCAAAUACGAGGCCAAGCAUAAGGCAGGAAAGAACGACGAUUCCGAGUCUGGCGAGGAGGAGGUUGCUUUCGCCGAGUCUGACAGUGAUCUUGGCGGCGAUGACGAUGAGGAGGAUGAGGACGAGAGCGCUCUUCGCUGGAAGAACAACCUGAUGUCCAAGGCCGAAUCCGUUUUUCACUCCAAGCGCCGACCCAACUUGAUGCGUCUGAUUUAUGGCGACCGCAAGUACACUCCUGAGCAGAUUGCCCAGGGUGAUAUUGAGGAGGGACCCUUGAAGCUUUCGGGCGACAAGGACUCUGACUCGGAUGAGGGCUUUGGCACAGGACCUGGCACCGGUGCCGAGGACGACAGCGAGGACGAUGGUGACUUUUUGACCUUGAAGAAGGAGGAUUCGGACGCCACCAUUGCACAGACGAUUGACUCGUGCAAGUCUACUCUGGAGUUUACGGAUCUGGAGGAGUGGGAUGCGACCGAGGCCAAGGACUCGAUUCGUGACCGUUUCAUCACUGGAUCAUUGGAUGUUCCUGGAGCUGCCGGUGGCGGCGACGAGGAUGAGGCAUUCGGUGACUUUGAGGAUCUGGAGACUGGCGAGAAGGUCGAAGGAGCCGACAGCCAGGAUGAGGACGACGAUGAGGAUGAUGAGGACGACGAGGGAUCUAGCCGGAAGAAACCUACUGGUGAGAAGUCGUACGACAACAUGUCCCGCGACGAGAUUGCGGCUAAGAAGGAGCAGCUGAAGAAGAAGUUCGAGGCCGAGUACGGUGACGAUGACGAGGAGAAGAAGGACUUUUACGACGAGAUCAAGGGCGACAUGGCCAAGCAGCAGCAGAUCAACCAGGCCGAGUUCGAGGACGAUGACCCCACGACCCGCGCCAUGGUCGAGGGUUUCCGACCCGGUACUUAUGUCCGUAUCCUUCUCAAGGACAUGCCCUGCGAGUUUAUCCAAUACUUCCAACCCGAAUACCCCAUCAUCAUGGGAGGCUUGCUCCCUGCGGAAGAGAACUUUGGAUUCAUUCAGGUUCGUGUCAAGAAGCAUCGUUGGCACAAGAAGAUCCUCAAGACCAACGACCCCUUGAUCUUCUCGCUAGGCUGGCGUCGUAUCCAGACCAUGCCGAUCUACUCGCUCAACGACGGAACGCGCAACCGGAUGCUCAAGUACACACCGGAGCACAUGCAUUGUCUGGCCACCAUCUAUGGACCCAUUCACCCUCCCAACACUGGAUUCUGUUGUGUCCAGAGCGUAUCGGACGGCACGUCUGCCUUCCGUAUCUCUGCCACGGGAGUCGUCCUGGAUAUUGACCACACGGUCGAGAUUGUCAAGAAGCUCAAGUUGACGGGACACCCUUACAAGAUCCACAAGAACACUGCCUUUAUCAAGGACAUGUUUACCUCUUCACUCGAGGUGGCCAAGUUCGAGGGCGCCAACAUCCGUACCGUCUCUGGUAUCCGUGGUCAGGUCAAGAAGGCGGUGCAGAAGCCCGAGGGACACUACCGUGCGACGUUCGAGGACAAGGUGUUGAUGUCUGAUAUUGUCUUUUUGCGAGCAUGGUACCCUAUCAAGCCCAAGAAGUACUGUAACCCCGUUACGUCGUUGUUGUUGGCCAAGAAGAAGGAGUGGCAAGGAAUGCGUCUGACGGGUCAGGUCCGCCAUGCGCUCUCGUUGCAGACCCCCCAGAACGGCGAUUCGACCUACAAACCUGUGGAGAGGAUGACGAGGCGGUUCAACACCUUGAAGGUGCCCAAGGCCAUCCGGGCAUCGCUCCCCUUCGCAUCCAAGCCCAAGCUUUUGGCGGCCCAGAAGAAGCCCGGUCUGUUGCAGCGCCGUGCGGUGAUGUUGGAGCCUGAGGAGAAGAAGAUCUAUACGCUGAUGCAGCAGAUCAACACGCUCAAGCGAGACAAGGACACCAAGCGUGCUGAGAAGGCCAAGGAAAAGAAGGCUGUGUACGACAAGAAGAAAGCCAAGGAGACAGCCAACUACGACAACCGUGUCAAGCGCGAGCGCAAGGAGGUCUUCCGUACCCAGGGCAAGGAGCAGAAGCGUGCUGCACUCAAGGAGGCUGGUGGACGGAGGAAGAAACGCAAGGGCGGCGACGAGUAA